AUGCAAGAGCACAUACGCGAUGUUGCCGUGGUAGGAACUGGUAUGGCCGGACUGGUGACCGCAUACCUAUUGCACCACGAUCCACAGCAGCGAUUCCGCGUGCGAUUGAUUGACAAGAACUCGCGACCCUCGCUGGCAGCCGAGUCUAUAGCGCUGCCCGUCGCGUCAAAACAUGCGACCUGGGCGGACGUGCCCAUGCGCGCCUUUGCGGGCGGUUUUUAUCAUAAUCUCGUCCGCAUGUACGAUUAUUUAGAUAUUGACUAUCACCAGCAACCAUUUUUGUUCAACUUUGUGCGGCUUUUACCCCCGUUAAAAGGAAGACCGGGACACACCCCUACGUCUCCGGCCCCCCUGGAACCCUAUAUGAUUCACGCCUCCAACUUCCACCAAUGGCCACCCCUCCUGCGUGGGGAUAUGUUCCAAUGGAGUAUGGAGGUCGCCAUGGUAUUGAUCUGCUAUCUUUGGUUUACGCUGUGUUGCUUUUUGGUCGCCCCGGCGCAGUCCUCGAACGGCGAGGGCGAGUCGCUCAACGCCUAUCUCCAGCGCAUACGGCUACCGCAGGCGUACAUUACGCGGUAUCUGCUGCCGAUGAUCUCUAGUGUGUCUACAUGCACACAUGCGGAGAUGCUGCGGUUCCCAGCGUCAGACGUACUGGCCUAUAAGAGGCAAACACACCGGCAGCCGCAUUUUGUCGUCACUGACGGCGUGCACACGGUGCAGGAGAAGCUUCUGCGUGGUAUAGAUGUCCGGCUAGGUGUCGAGUCUACAAGAGUCGUGUCUGCGGCUCAUGAUGACGGCUCGUUGCUGACGACCUGCGUGGAUGGCUCUGAAAGCACUGAGCGCUUCGACUUGAUCGUGUUGGCCGUGGCUCCUGACGCGGCGGCUCGUAUCUUCGAGCCCUUACGAACUCAGAUGCAGCAUGUGCCGAUGACAAUGGUGCAGACUGUUGCGCAUACGGACUCUACGAAUCUCGUCCGCGCUGGGACGAGCAAGCACCACGCCGCCUCCGGAGAUGCAGUGACUACCCAGCAAAUUUACCUCUGCACAAAUGAAGAUACCACGGAGGCCGUUCAUGUUCAGCCCAACUCCCUCCUCGUUACGACAAACCCACUGACACCCAUCGACCCGAGCAAAAUCAUCCGCUCUGCGAGAUUCCCGCGCGUCUUGCGUAAUCCCACCAGCCAGCUACUUAUCAACAAGAUCUCCGAGGGCCGGGCAGAUAAAGGCUGGAAUAAUGGAGAUGAUGGCGUGUAUCUGGCCGGGGGUUGGUGUUGGGACGGAAUGGUGUUGUUAGAGGGAUGUGUCGUUUCGGCAAUGCGUAUUGCCAGAGACCUUGGGGUAGACGUGCCCUGGAAAUAA
Molecule: messenger RNA, 1359 nt
Organism: Penicillium antarcticum
Lineage: Eukaryota; Fungi; Ascomycota; Eurotiomycetes; Eurotiales; Aspergillaceae
Exons: 2
Coding region: 1-1359 (452 amino acids)
Molecular function (GO): oxidoreductase activity
Source: RefSeq, a predicted model, not a curated record